This is a messenger RNA of Rosa rugosa (rugosa rose), 6874 nucleotides long. RefSeq names its product disease resistance protein RUN1-like. Gene Ontology annotation, molecular function: protein binding; DNA-binding transcription factor activity; ADP binding. Lineage: Eukaryota; Viridiplantae; Streptophyta; Magnoliopsida; Rosales; Rosaceae. Bases 1 to 5904 code for a protein of 1967 amino acids. The record is from RefSeq and is a predicted model, not a curated record. Gene Ontology annotation, biological process: defense response; regulation of DNA-templated transcription. The transcript has 13 exons.
AUGGCUCAAGCGUCUGAAUCUUCUCAACCUGUCGAACUUCGUGAUCGCCACUUCUCUCUGGAGGAUGGUCUAGUUCCUACUUCCACCGCGAGGAAUUGUGAAGGUAGCCCAGAGGAGGUAUCUCGUGAAUUUUCUGGGCACUUUGUUUCUCCCAAGUUCAUAUCCAGGUUGCUCAUUGAGAGGGGAGAGUACCCUGCAGUGCCUAUAUGUUUCCGUUAUCCUGCGAGGACCACUGCAGAUGACAUUUGCCUUCUCCAUGUGGUACGAAGAUGGAGCCUUGAGACUCACACGUUCAUCUGUUCUUGGGGGGAAUUUACUCCUUCUCUGGAAGAUGUCUGCAAUAUUAUGAGAAUCCCGAUCAUUGGAGAUGGUAAUCCCUUCAGGAUAGAGCUGAAUAAGGCGCAGAAGAAGAAGUUGCAGAUUCUGGAAAAUGGUGCUCAUGACUUUAAAGAAGUGUUCCGUUUUUGUAACUGGGUGAGACACUUUUGGGGCUCAACGGAUGGAGGCAAGUUUAGGCAUGGUGAAGGCUUUGAAUCUGGCUACCGGGUGGAGGCCAUGUUUGCUUACUGGUUGAGCAGGUUCAUCUUUGCGGAUUUUCCCUAUGAGAACGUGCAGCAUCGAGUCUUCCUAUUGGCCAUUAUGCUAGCAGCCGGUACUUGUUUCCCUCUUGCUCUUCUCUUCCUUGGUCAUCUAUAUAGGAAGCUUGAUCAGAUUUCAAAGGAUGACAAAGAAGGUGCGGGGCAGUAUGGCAUUGACUCUUUAGUAUCUAGCUUCUUCCUUCAAGUGUUUGUAUGGGAGAGAUUCGAAGGUUCGGCUGUGGAACCUGUAACUCCUGAGUCCCUUCAUCAACUUGAGGGAAGUAAAAGAGACUUCAAUCUAGUAGGAUUCCCGUUGUGUUAUAGAUGGUUCAGAAGGAAGGCCAAGAAGGGUGCAUUUAGGCCUGCUGUUUUGGAUGACAUUAGGCAGUUCAAUUUCAGACCAUAUUUUACUGCUCAUGGCUUCCAGGCAUUUCCUUUCUUUUAUCCAGAAGGUAAUUCAUCACCGUUCUUGGAAUCGGUUGAGUUGCUUCUUGCCACUAGCGCGCAGUCCAUAAUAGCAUGUGGCGAUUUCUUUGACCCUGUGAUGGAGAAGUAUUCCCCUCAUAGAGUUAAGAGGCAGUUUGGCAUCGACCAGGAUGUGCCAUCGCAUCUAUCUUACGGUGGACAUCUUGGGGACUGCAUCAUGGGUUUCACUCGGAUAGAUGGUAUUUCUUGUAGAGGUAUGCUCUCAGAUAGUCUCGGGAAGAAGGACUGUGUUGGCUCCCCUACAUCAACGUUCUUGAGGUUUUGGGAGUUGCAGCGGUGCGAGUUCAGGAGGUUUAUUCAGACUAGUGGGACUAGGUUGUGUCCGAAAGCCAAUAGUGAGAACAAGAGACUACUUCGCAGUAGCACUGUCAUGGGUGUCAUGUCUAGACUUAACCUUCCAUAUACUGAGGUAUACUCGAAUGGCAUAGAACAUAUGGUUGGUCAUCUUAAAGGUGGGGAUGCUUUAGAGGUGGACUUGACAAGAACAGAGGAGGGUGACAAGUGUGCAACAAAAGGCAAAGUCAGGCCUUCCGAGAAUAGAGAAGAAAGUAAAAAAAAAGUUUACCGCUUCAAACCUAAGGUGGCAAAGGAUCACAUCCCUCCUCCAGUAGUCAAAAGUGCCUUUGGUGUUAGAGUGAUACUGCCGUUGAGUUUAGCUGAUGGAAAAGGGAAGAAAAGGAAAGCCGCUUCUUGCUCAAGACCUAGUGGAGCUACUAAGCAAAAGGUUACAGUUGAUGCCUCACCUGCUGUCCGCAGGCGGAGCUCUCGCGUUGCUAACAUGAGUUUUUCUAAACCUAAACCGUCGUCUAAGGGUGCUGCUCAUGUUGAUCUUAGUGACGCGCCAAGUGACGACAUCGAAGGUAGCCCCCUUAGUGAUAAUGUGCCUGGUGCUAGUGCUCUAAUGAAGGAAUCUGCUGUAAAUGUCUGUCCUUGUGCAGAUAACCGUAACAAGCAGGACAUCGGUAUAAAUGAUUUAGUGAAAGAACUGCUGUCGACGAUAGUCUUUGUGAGGAUGACCAUAAUGAGCGGAUACGGUGGAUCAUUUUUGUUGAUAGUUGAGGGACAUCAUUUUAGCCCCAUCUCCCUGAGACAGCACUGGGGGACGAAGGCGUUACUGCUGCAAUCUUGGGAUGAUGCCGACCUCAUUGAGCGUAUUGUAAAUGAUGUAUUUGAUAGAGUGAAUUGGAUCUCGCCACGUAGGGAGGGUGGCUUGGUUGCAAUGGAUUCUCAUCUGCAUCAAGUGGGACGACUAUUAUCCGCUGCGCCUGAUGAUGUUGCCUAUGUUGGAAUCUGGGGAAUGGGCGGCUUGGUUUUUGGAAAAUGUGAGGGAAGGCUUCAGCAGUUACGGUCAAGUACAAAUGCAACUUCAAUUUCUAUCUGGAAUAUUGAAGGGAAUAGUCAACAGUUUCGAUGGGGGUUACAUGACUAUGUUGGAAAGGCUAUAGGUCGGAUAAAAAUUCUAGUUGUUCUUGACGAUGUAUCCCGUUCCUUGGAAAUUGAUGCCUUACUCGGAAGCCCAAAGGAACGUUCACUUGGUUGUGGUAGUAAAGUCAUUGUAACAACUAGAGAUGAACAAGUACUAGGUGGAUUUAGGAAAUACAAGCCCAAGCCAUUAAGUGAUCCUGACGCUCUUGAACUCUUCAACCAGAAUGCCUUCAGAAAAAUGCCACCCUCAGAAGAGUAUGUUCAUCUCUUAAGACGUGCAAUCAAAUAUGCUCACGGUCUGCCUUUAGCACUUAAAACCUGGGGAGCUCAUCUUCGUGACAGAAGUCCAUCUGUGUGGAAAGAUGAGUUGGAGAAAAUAAAGAAAAUCCCAGACCUAGAUAUUCACCAUGUGCUUAGAAGAAGCUUUGAUGGACUAGAUGAGUACCAAAAGAACAUAUUUCUAGAUAUCGCAUGUUUUUUCAAAGGAAUGCACAUAGAGUAUGUAGAAAUUAUUCUGAACAGUUGUGGCUUCUUUGCCAGCAGUGGUUUAAGCGUUCUAAUUGACAGAGCUCUUGUAAGUAUCUCAAGGUUUGGUGAGCUCGAGAUACAUGAUUUCCUACAGGAAAUUGGUAGGGAUAUCGUCUGCAAAGAACCUUGGAAGCAUAGUAGAUUAUGGAGUUAUGAAGAUGUUCAGGAUACCUUAACACAAAAUAAGGCUAUGGAAGUUGAAGGCGUAAUGAUUGAAUUGUCUGACUCAAAAGAUAUACAUGUAGAUGCUGAAGCUUUUUUUAGUAUGAUGAACCUGAGAUUGCUCAGAAUCACUUACCCCCCAUAUGUGAACCCUUUAAUUGAGAUCUUCAGAAAAAAUUUUGAAGGGGAAUUAUGGCCGGAGCGGAUAUACGGUUACCUACCAAAUUUCGACGGUAAAUUACACUUGAAUGGGGACCUAAAGUUUCUUUCUCAUAAGUUGAGGGUUCUCGCUUGGCAUGGUUGCCCCCUAAAGUCUUUGCCGUCCAACUUUUACCCAAAGUGUCUUGUUGACCUUGACAUGCGUCAUAGCCACAUCGAACAGCUUUGGCAAGAACCCAAGGCUGCAAAAGAAUUGAUAAGCAUCCAUUUAAGUUCCUGUCAAAAUCUUAAGGAAAUCCCCCUCUGCACUGAGGCGCCGAAGCUUCAAAAACUAAUUCUUAAUUUUUGUACAAGUUUAGUGGAGGUUUCCCCAUCCAUUUUAGCUGCUACAGGCCUUGUUUUCUUGAGUUUAGUAGGGUGCACUGAACUUAAGAGUCUUCCAAGCAGCAUUCAUAUGAUGAAAUUUCUCAAGACCCUUGUUCUUUCCGACUGCUCAAAUCUUGAGAUGUUUCCCGAGAUUUCAGAAGAUAUGGAGGCACUAUCGGAGCUUAAGUUAGAUCGCACUGCGAUUAAGGAACUACCAUCCUCAAUUGAACGGCUUCAGGGACUUAAAUCCCUUGAUCUUUACGGCUGCUCAAAUCUUGAGAUGUUUCCCGAGAUUUCAGAAGAUAUGGGGGCACUAUCGGAGCUUAUGUUAGAUGGCAGUGCAAUUAAGGAAAUACCAUCCUCAAUUGAACGGCUUCGGGGACUUAAAUCAUUAAGUAUGAAAAACUGCACAAGCCUUGUCUGUCUUCCGGACAGUAUCUCUAAUUUGGCAGACCUUACAUAUCUCUACCUCAAAGGGUGCUCAAAACUUUGCAACUUGCCUGAGAAUUUGGGGAAUUUAAAAUCUCUUUGUGAACUUAAAGUAGAGGAUACUGGUAUAAAACGACUCCCGGCCUGUAUCUUACAUUUGAAGCUUGGAAGAUUAAAGUUUCAUUAUUGCAAACAAAUGGAAGCCCCCCUUUCAUCAUGGCCAUCAUCGAUUGAAGAUCGUUGUACUGUUGUGGUGCAUCUUGAUUUUAGUUAUUGCAAUCUGAAGGUGUUAUCGGAUGCCAUUGCUUAUUUUCGUUCAUUAAAAGUACUGAAUUUGUCAAGAAAUAACAAUCUGAAGAGCUUGCCUGCAGCCAUGAAUCAACUGGGUUACUUAGAACGGCUUCAAUUGGAAGAUUGCAAGAGACUGAGAUCAAUACCAGAGCUUUCAUCAAGAAUAAGUUACAUAAAUGCACAUAAUUGCACAGCUUUGGAAGCUGUUUCAACACCACUGUCUUCCUACGAUAUCGGUCGAUGCUUCAUAUUUUCUAAUUGCAGUCAGCUGAUACAGAAAGAUUUUUUCAGAGAUAUUGUAGAAACUCAUUUCCCUCCUCAGGGUAAUUGUUCCCGACCCUUCUAUUUCUCUAUUCCUGGAACUGAAAUUCCAGAGCAGUUCAUCCAUCAGUGUAGGGGGUCUUCCGUAACUGCCCAGCUACCACAAAAUUGGUUUCACAACAAGUUUUUGGGGUUCGCUAUUUGCGCGGUUACUAAUCAGCCCCAGGGUGUUGAUUAUUGGAAACUGUCUGCUCGAUGUUUCUGUACCUUCAAAGGAGAUCAUUGCGAGUACCGUUUCAGUUUCUCUUUGUUCAAUAUUUAUUUUGACGGUUUCUACCGCGACUGGCUUGUGUCAAAUCACAUGUUAGUGGGAUAUGUGCCAUGGUCUGAAUUUGGCAUUAAUAGAGAGGAAGUGAAUGAACGCCAUUACACUGAGGCCAAAUUUGAGAUAGAAUUAUUGCACUGUGAACCAUUGGAGGAAGACAGGGUAAUGUUCGACCCCAGCAUCGAAAGGUGUGACCCUUGCAUCGAAAGGUGCGGAGUUCGAUUCGUUUUUGCCAACAACGAGGAUGAGGAAGUUGCCCAUCAAGAUUUUGGGGAACCAAUGGUACAAGGUGAUAAUUCUGAGAUCAGGAGCCUUGAGGGCUGCUCAUCUGAACGCAGUGGUAGUGACAUCACAAGUGACACCUCUGAUGAGGAGGAGCAAUACCUUAAAUUAUCGGAAGUUUUUGAAGGUGCAAACAGAGAACAGAGUUACAUCAGAAAUGAGGACAAUGAAUCAUCUCGGAAGAGGAAAACUCUGGAAAGUUGGACACAAGAAGUCAGAGUUACAUCGGGUCUGAUGCAAGGGGACCUGGAUGAUGGUUUUAACUGGUUCUGCAAUAACAGACAUUUAAUCCCUGACAAAGGAACUACGGAUUUAAGAUGCGGGUAUGUUUGUACACAUCGACCCGGCUGUUGGGCCAGAGCUAAUGUGCGAUCUUUCAUUGACGACCUAACAAUCCUUGAAAUUACUUACAUUGGGAGGCACACUUGUUGGAAAACUCUUCCAAUGCCAAUGUUGACACACCAAGUAAGAGUUACAACAGGUAUGGAGACUGAAGGUCCUUCUGAUGGCUUUAGGUGGGUGAAGUAUGCCCAAAGAGACAUACCAGGAGCUAAAUCCCCAAGGUACAUAUUUCGGACAUUUCAUUAUAUCAAAUCUGGCUACACUACAUAAAACUAUCAUGUAAGUACGUAGGUCGUAUUGUAACGGCUUCUAAGUAAAUGUAGUAAUGCACGAACAAUAUAAUUCAUUUUUGACUUUGUACUUUUUGAUGUUGCUUAAGGUCUCGUAUGAAACUAAUGUCACACAAAGUGUAUAUUUACAUGCUUGAUCUAUUUUAUUUUGUAACAUUAGAUUGUUUGUAUUUAGCAAAGUCUAUUAUGUAUGCGCUCCUCAAAAUGUCGGAGGCUGCAUGGCAAUAAAGGAAGUACAGCGCUCCAAUGAUAAAGAAAUCCUUAAAAUUACUUACAGAGGAAGGCACACAUGUACACUAGCCUCCACCAGCAAUGGAGGAAGGGUUGAUAGCAGUACCUCCGUGGCCAAUGGUGCAUCGAGUGUUCAUGACCAAGUUGUCCAAUCACCAAGCUCACCAGGAGCCAAUGGUCAUGGAGGAAAUGUAACCAGAGUAGCCGACAAUCCUGUGAAUGACAACAAUAUGAUCGUCUUACGAGAUGCAAGCUCACAGGAUAUGGAACCGACACCCUCAAAUGUUGCAAGUGUUUCAUCUCAACCAGUGAUCUCAUCACCAUCUCUGACUCAAGUUAACCUUCAACCUCAGUCUUGUUCGCAGCCCAUUGUUAUAAGAUCAUCUCCUAAUUCCAGAACAAUUGUAUGUCCCAACACAGGGAUGUUAAUGAAGACCAAGUCAGUAGCACAUAAGGCUAAACCCAUGCCUAAACCUGUGACAAAAACCAGCACAAGAGCAAGAGCCCAACAAGGACCAAAGGAGGGUUCCGACAAGAAAAUGUGGAAGCCCUGAACCAAACUUCAAUUUUGGAUUUGUUUUGUUCAUUUUUGUCAAUUAAAGCUGGUCUUAGCAACCAUGCAGCUAUUAUGAUAUAUUUAUUUGUAACCAUGACUCUGUUUGCAUGUAUUUAAUUUAUUUUGAAACAGCUUCAAAUACUAGACUGAAUCUGCCAACUUA